AUGGCUCCUUCGAUUACGUCUCCGAAGCCCGCAACAUCCGCAAGGACUGGACUGCGCCUUGGCAGUGUAUCGAACAGCCGUGAGGCGACCCCGACGGCGGCGAAGCCAGGGCCAGGAACAGUAGCCAAGGCUGACGCCGAUCUUACUUCUAUCUUCAAAGCCGAUCUCACGAGUAUCCGAAGUUUAGUAACGUGCUCCAUCUGCGACCAGUUGCUCUACGAACCGUGGACGUUGGGCUGUGGACAUACAUAUUGCUACUCUUGUCUGUGCAACUGGUUCCUUCCCAAUAGAAGGAAGAAGACUUGCCCAGAAUGUCGUAAUUUGGUCAAGCAAAUUCCGUCUCCAUCCUUUCUCGUGAAGCAACUGGUCGAGAUCUUCAUCAAGCGGAGCGAACUGAUGCCAUCCGAUGAAUCUGUUGAACAACAUCAAAAGAGGAGAGCUGAAGAGACAGGAGACGUCGAUCGAGAUCGGAAUAGCCCCAAGGGUCUUUUCAAAGGUGCAUUCCCGCCACCCAGCAGAGAUCUCAUCUUUGAUGAGCAAGACGGUGUUUUGAGAUGCCCCCAUUGUCUCACGGAACACGAAGGGGGGCCAACAUGCCAAACUUGUUUUCUGCCAGUCGAAAACGGAUAUGAAUUCAGCGACAUGGACCCGGAUGAUGUAGAUGAUCUGGAGCUUGACCUGGACCUAGAGGACGAGUUCGCUGGUCAUCACCACCACCACUUUUUGGAAAUUCCCCAUUUCGGGUUCCAACACUUUCACCACCAACACCUCUAUCAUCAUGGCGAAUCAGUAACAUCGAAUUCCGAUAGCAGCCACUUUAAUGAGGAUAGUGACGUUGAUGACGAGGACAACGAAGACGAGGAUGAGGAGGAGGACGAGGAUGAUGAUAGCUCAUUACGUGACUUUGUCGUGCCAGACGACGACGACCCCGGCUCAGUAUCUCGCCGGGAAUCGACCAAUAAUCCUAGACGCAGGCGUCCUAUAACCAUAUCAGAUGAUGAGUCGGAUGAAGGUGGUGUGAUAUCAGAUCGUAGGCCAAGACGUGCCGGCCGGGCAGUGGGAAAUCCGGGUUCUGCCCGACACUCGGUAGUUGAAUUGAGCAGCUCGGAUCAUGGCGAUUUAAACGAAGAGGCGAUGGUGCUACGAGAUGCCGGAUGGAGUCCUCUAAGCCAGGAAAAUGAUAGUGACAUUGAAGAGGCGGUACCUCGUAGAUAUAUCUAUGGUGCUGACACUGAAGAUGAGGAUGGUAGCGACACAGAAACUAUUGGGAAUAGAGAUUCCUACGACGAAGACGAUCGAUCUCGGAAUGAGUCUUCAGCAACACCACAAUACGAAUAUGCCCGUUAUUACGGCGGUCCUAGCUAUGAAAGCGAAGGCGAAGAUGAAGAUGAAGGCACUUCAGAGGCAGGUCAGUCCAAGGCAACGGACCUAGAUGGAGAUACCGAGAUGAGCGCUUCUCCUGGAGCAUCGAGGACAAGCCGAAGCGUUAGCCUCGAUACAGAUGAAGGUUAUGGCUAUGGAACACCGACGCCAGGGAGUCGUAGUGCUAGCGUCAGCACGGGAUAUGGUUACGACGCGGGCGAAAAUCUUGGGGAUACGAAUCAAAUGUACGAAGUAGGGGAAGACUCUUCAGACAGUUCGAUACGUCCACCACCUAGACGGAUACCGAGACGACAGCAGCAGAACAUACGAGUGCAACAAUAUGAUCCUCGGAUUAGUAUGAUAUUUGCAGAGCAUCAACAGAGCAUGAGGGGCGUCCAGGGACGCCAGGAAAACCCAAGCGAACUGGAUGAUGAGGCUCUAAGAGUGGAACCGGCCUCUAGAACACGACGGAUGGCUGCAUAUCGAUAUCGUCUGCAGCCACCACGACGGGCCGAUCCGUUAAGGAGGUCUCCUUCAGCAACUCGAAUCAUCUCAUCUCCAAAUAGAAAUACUCGUUUGCCUCGGCAGUAUCAGCGCCGAAAUUAA
Molecule: messenger RNA, 1968 nt
Organism: Amorphotheca resinae ATCC 22711
Lineage: Eukaryota; Fungi; Ascomycota; Leotiomycetes; Helotiales; Amorphothecaceae
Exons: 4
Coding region: 1-1968 (655 amino acids)
Biological process (GO): proteasome-mediated ubiquitin-dependent protein catabolic process
Cellular component (GO): nucleus
Molecular function (GO): ubiquitin protein ligase activity; metal ion binding
Source: RefSeq, a predicted model, not a curated record